CCUAUUUACAGUAGUAUAUAAAAAAUUAGAAACUAAAGAUAUGAGAUAAGGAAAGCAGUGAACAAAAGCGAAGCAGCCGAAUAUGGUGGUGGUAUCUAUUGUAUCGCCAUUGCAGGCCAUCGCUGGCAGCCUCUCAGCUCAUCAAUUCCCAACAAUUCACAAAUGGGGGUCGGGAAGAGAUAUUGGUGGAAGAUUGAUCAUCCGUAGAUCCAAGAGCCCCUCAUUUCGUGUACUGGCAAAUCCUAAUGCGUCCACAGGGAAAGAAAACGCAAAGGAGGUGAUAAUGGUUGAUCCGGUGGAAGCAAAACGCUUGGCCGCCAAACAAAUGGAGAAAAUAAAAGCAAAAGAGAAGUUUAAGAGAAGACGUCAAAUAGAAGCAAUUAAUGGAGCUUGGGCAAUGAUCGGUCUCACUGCAGGCUUAGUAAUUGAAGGCAAAACUGGAAAUGGUAUUUUGGCACAGGUGACUGGAUAUUGGACAACCUUUAUCAGUUUUUUUGUCCGAUAAAGUUUAAGAGCUUGGAAAACCUAUAGAAAUGUACAGAACGAGUAAGAAGAAAAAUAAUUUGUGUUUCUUUUUGCCUUCUUCCGCACCCUGUCAUAUUGUGUUGCUGGUUCUAUAGCUAAGGUUUUAUGACCUGCAUAACAUAACAGGAAUCACUUGUUCCAGCUGAUCAUGAAAUACAUUGAUUGGUGCCUUGGUGGCUAAAUUACUAUAAAAUUGUUUAGCUUUUCUUUUA
Molecule: messenger RNA, 737 nt
Organism: Daucus carota subsp. sativus
Lineage: Eukaryota; Viridiplantae; Streptophyta; Magnoliopsida; Apiales; Apiaceae
Exons: 5
Coding region: 83-505 (140 amino acids)
Cellular component (GO): chloroplast thylakoid membrane
Source: RefSeq, a predicted model, not a curated record